Ornithodoros turicata is the source of this 1791-nucleotide messenger RNA. RefSeq names its product prolyl 3-hydroxylase OGFOD1-like (gene sud1). NCBI's taxonomy places the organism in Eukaryota, Metazoa, Arthropoda, Arachnida, Ixodida, Argasidae. Gene Ontology annotation, cellular component: cytoplasm. Gene Ontology annotation, biological process: peptidyl-proline hydroxylation; regulation of translational termination. The record is from RefSeq and is a predicted model, not a curated record. The coding region runs from base 77 to 1597 and encodes 506 amino acids. The transcript is spliced from 10 exons. Gene Ontology annotation, molecular function: iron ion binding; peptidyl-proline dioxygenase activity; L-ascorbic acid binding.
GUUGCAGCACGUGGUCUGUUUCUUCGGUAGCUUCGUAGCUUCCAUGUAGUCGCUGUGUAAACGUUGAAGUUCUAUCAUGAGUAGUUCAAAGAAAUUUAAGAAAGAGCUCAUUGGUAACGAAGACAGGCCCGGGAAUUUCAAGCGACUGAAAGGAUCUUCGCAAUGUGUAGAUAUAAAUAAGGAGCUUCACGCGGUGCAGACGAAGUCUGCUCUCACGAAAGCAUUUUCUGACAAGGUUCCAUGCUAUAUUGAAAACGUUGCCGAACUAAUCUGCAAGCCCUUCACUUUAUGUUCACUGCACAAUUUUCUGAGUAGUACCGAUGCAAUAGAGGGUCUGAAAAACGAGCUGUUUGACAUAGACCUGCACCCAAAGAAUAAUGACCUGUACAAGUUCCACCAGUCAGGUGAUCUGAAGGAGUAUGACACUCCGUACAUACAAGCCUUCAGACAGUGUCUUACAACCCAACUGCAUCCCUGGCUCAAAGAGGUGACAGGUAUCCCACUGGACGGGACAAUCAGUUUGACGUGCUCCAAAUACACUCAUACUGAUACAUUACUGUGCCACGACGACGAACUCGAAGGACGACGUAUCGCGUUCAUCUUGUACCUUGUUCCCAACUGGGAGAAAGCAGACGGCGGGACUUUAGAUCUCUUCGACACCGAUUCCGACGGACAACCUCGGGACGUCGUCACGUCGCUCGUCCCUCGAUCCAACACCAUCGUCUUCUUCGAAGUGACUCCCGUCUCGUUCCACCAAGUAGCGGAGGUACUGAGCGAAGAUAAAGUCCGUCUCUCCGUCGGCGGAUGGUUCCACGGUCCGCCAGUGGAACGUCCCGAACCUUACGUCGAGCCUCUUCCGUUGAUGUACGGACACUGUGCUAUCGAGGAAGAGGUUUUUCGGUCGUGGAUUAAUCCGACUUAUCUAAUCGACGAAAUUGGCGAGCAGAUCCGAACGAGGUUCAAGAACGAGUCCGAGAUUCAUCUAGAGGACUUUCUGCAGGAGGAAAGGUGUAAGGCCGUGGAAGCAGCACUUAGAGCUUCGGAUAUGAAGUGGAGAAAGAGAGGUCCGCCGAAUCGUAGGAACAUAUUCGAAUCAGACGGCGAGCUCCCACCCAUCGUGGACGAAUGCCUCCGCGUCUUCCGUUCCGAGGCCAUGUUUCUCAUCCUCUCCAGUCUGACCGGCCUGAAACUCCACGAGCUGGCGACGUUCGGCAACUCGGACAGCGACGCGGAAGACAGCAACGAUGCCGGGAGCGGCGGUGACGGGCCUCGAUGCCGCUACAGCCUCCGCAGGUGGAGCCACGGAAAUUACACCUUGGCGCACGACGACGACAAAGACAUGGAAGAGAGCGCGCUCGACGCCGUCCUUUACUUCAACUGCGGAGACUGGAAGCAAGAGUACGGCGGAUUCACGACGUACAUUACUAGGGACGAGGAUGAAGAGUUGCUGACGGUGGGGCCGGCGUCCAAUUCGCUGGCACUGGUGUACCGGGACCAGGGUAUUCUUCGCUUCGUGAAGCACAUCAACGACGAAGUGUCGAGGCUGCCAAAAGACUCACAGUGCUUCCACGACCUCUUUCUCGUCUACUAUGAAUGACAAGUUGCGCAUCUGCUAUCGUUACCAGCAAGGGAUAUUGCGAAGACAGACUUCUAUCGCAAAAAUAUUCAUAUUUGCCUAUAAGUUGAAAAAUUGCCCGCCCAUACAGAAGUUUGUAAAUGUGUAAAGAAACGACGAUAUAUAUAUAUGUAGCGGUUGUACGACCCUAUAUAAAAUACUGGUUCGACGGCGCA